Diorhabda sublineata is the source of this 5623-nucleotide messenger RNA. Its product is annotated as mucin-2-like. The record is from RefSeq and is a predicted model, not a curated record. The transcript has 3 exons. NCBI's taxonomy places the organism in Eukaryota, Metazoa, Arthropoda, Insecta, Coleoptera, Chrysomelidae. Bases 45 to 5435 code for a protein of 1796 amino acids.
GUUUGAAUGUGUACUAUAGUGAUAGUUUGUACUAAGAUCCAAACAUGAGAAGCAAUUUCUAUUUUAUCGUCUUCGUUCUUGUGGAAGCGCACACACAAAAGUAUUUCUACAAAUGGAACGGCCACUAUUUCGAUAUUAUUUAUUCGGACAGACCAAUUGGAAACUUCCAGGAAGUCAAAUCUCCGAAAACCUUCAAGCAAAAACAUGCCGACAGAGGAGAUCGACCGGGAAGAUGCGUUCUCGGCGAAUUUCGAUGCACCGAACCGUAUCCGAGGGAAGAAACGUCGCAAUUUGAGUGCACCGCCGAUUACCAAUGUCCGAGAGGUUUUAAAUGUUGCGAAACUAAAUGUUUCGUUCACAAAAUUUGCCAACCGAGUGUGGAUUACGAAGAAAUACCUACAGCGGAGCUUCAACGACCAACUACAAAAAUUCCAAGUGCGACAAGUGAAACAAUCGAUGAUAUUAAUGGUAAAACUCCAGAAGAAUCAACAGUUUCAGAAAUGAAAUCUACAACAACAGAAACUACAACGAAAUUGAUGAAUCCCACAGAUUCGGAACAAACUGAGACUGAAUCUGCCGUUGAUAUAAACGAAAUAACAGAAGAGACAAACGAUGAAAUAGUAAUAGCAGAAGAUACAACUGCUUCGAUACUAGAUCAAACUGAUAAAGAAACUACUGUCAGUAAUAACAAUAUAACAGAAGAUUUACUGGAAGAAACAAGCAGUGAAAUACCAUCUACAACAUUCCUAGCAAAAGAAACGAUGAAAUUAUCGGGUUCAACAGAUGGAAAUUCGUUUCCAGUAUAUACAGAUGGAAAAACUAGUGACAGUAUUAUCAAAAUACCAGAAGAUUUAGAAGAAAAAUCAAGAAUUGGAACAGUUUCAACGAUAUCUUCGAAUUCGGUAUCGUUAUCAACGAAAAGGAAAACUGAUAUCGAUGAUAAUGAAAUAACAGAAGAUAUUGAAGAUGAAGAAAACAAUGAAAAAGCAUCUACAAUAUUCCUAGCAACAGAAACGGGGAAAUUAUCGAGUUCAACUGAUGGAAAUUCGUUUCCAGUGCAUAAAGAUGGAAAAACUACUGUCGGUAUUAUCAAAAUACCAGAAAAUUUAGAAGAAAAAUCAAGAAUUGGAACAGUUUCGACGAUAUCUUCGAAUUCGGUAUCGUUUUCAACGAAAAGGAAAACUGAUAUCGAUGAUAAUGAAAUAACAGAAGAUAUUGAAGAUGAAGAAAACAAUGAAAAAGCAUCUACAGUAUUCCUAGCAACAGAAACGAUGAAAUUGACGAGUUCAACAGAUGGAAAUUCGUUUCCAGUAGAUACAGAUGGAAAAACUAGUGACAGUAUUAUCAAAAUAACAGAAGAUUUAGAAGAAAAAUCAAAUAUUGGAACAGUUUCAACGAUAUCUUCGGUUUCGGUAUCGUUAUCAACGAAAAGGAAAACUGAUAUCGAUGAUAAUGAAAUAACAGAAGAUAUUGAAGAUGAAGAAAACAAUGAAAAAGCAUCUACUGUAUUCCUAGCAACAGAAACGAUGAAAUUGACGAGUUCAACAGAUGGAAAUUCGUUUCCAGUAGAUACAGAUGGAAAAACUAGUGACAGUAUUAUCAAAAUAACAGAAGAUUUAGAAGAAAAAUCAAAUAUUGGAACAGUUUCAACGAUAUCUUCGGUUUCGGUAUCGUUAUCAACGAAAAGGAAAACUGAUAUAGAUGAUAGUGGAAUAACAGAAGAUACAGAAGAUGAAGAAAACAUUGAAAAAGCAUCUACUGUAUUCCUAGCAACAGAAACGGGGAAAUUAUCGAGUUCAACUGAUGGAAAUUCGUUUCCAGUGCAUAAAGAUGGAAAAACUACUGUCAGUAUUAUCAAAAUACCAGAAAAUUUAGAAGAAAAAUCAAAAAUUGGAACAGUUUCAACGAUAUCUUCGGUUUCGGUAUCGUUAUCAACGAAAAGGAAAACUGAUAUCGAUGAUAAUGAAAUAACAGAAGAUAUUGAAGAUGAAGAAAACAAUGAAAAAGCAUCUACAGUAUCCCUAGCAACAGAAACGAUGAAAUUGACGAGUUCAACAGAUGGAAAUUCGUUUCUAGUAGAUACAGAUGGAAAAACUACUGUCAGUAUUAUCAAAAUAACAGAAGAUUUAGAAGAAAAAUCAAAUAUUGGAACAGUUUCAACGAUAUCUUCGGUUUCGGUAUCGUUAUCAACGAAAAGAAAAACUGAUAUCGAUGAUAGUGGAAUAACAGAAGAUACAGAAGAUGAAGAAAACAUUGAAAAAGCAUCUACUGUAUUCCUAGCAACAGAAACGAUGAAAUUGACGAGUUCAACAGAUGGAAAUUCGUUUCCAGUAGAUACAGAUGGAAAAACUAGUGACAGUAUUAUCAAAAUAACAGAAGAUUUAGAAGAAAAAUCAAAUAUUGGAACAGUUUCAACGAUAUCUUCGGUUUCGGUAUCGUUAUCAACGAAAAGGAAAACUGAUAUCGAUGAUAAUGAAAUAACAGAAGAUAUUGAAGAUGAAGAAAACAAUGAAAAAGCAUCUACAAUAUUCCUAGCAACAGAAACGGGGAAAUUAUCGAGUUCAACUGAUGGAAAUUCGUUUCCAGUGCAUAAAGAUGGAAAAACUACUGUCAGUAUUAUCAAAAUACCAGAAAAUUUAGAAGAAAAAUCAAAAAUUGGAACAGUUUCAACGAUAUCUUCGAAUUCGGUAUCGUUAUCAACGAAAAGGAAAACUGAUAUCGAUGAUAAUGAAAUAACAGAAGAUAUUGAAGAUGAAGAAAACAAUGAAAAAGCAUCUACAGUAUCCCUAGCAACAGAAACGAUGAAAUUGACGAGUUCAACAGAUGGAAAUUCGUUUCCAGUAGAUACAGAUGGAAAAACUAGUGACAGUAUUAUCAAAAUACCAGAAGAUUUAGAAGAAAAAUCAAGUAUUGGAACAGUUUCAACGAUAUCUUCGAAUUCGGUAUCGUUUUCAACGGAAAAAGAAACAGUUAUCGAUGAUAGUGGAAUAACAGAAGAUACAGAAGAUGAAGAAAACAAUAAAAAAGCAUCUACAAUAUCACUAGCAACAGAAACGGGAAAAUUAACGAGUUCAACAGAUGGAAAUUCGUUUCCAGUAGAUACAGAUGGAAAAACUAGUGACAGUAUUAUCAAAAUAACAGAAGAUUUAGAAGAAAAAUCAAAUAUUGGAACAGUUUCAACGAUAUCUUCGGUUUCGGUAUCGUUAUCAACGAAAAGAAAAACUGAUAUCGAUGAUAGUGGAAUAACAGAAGAUACAGAAGAUGAAGAAAACAUUGAAAAAGCAUCUACUGUAUUCCUAGCAACAGAAACGAUGAAAUUGACGAGUUCAACAGAUGGAAAUUCGUUUCCAGUAGAUACAGAUGGAAAAACUAGUGACAGUAUUAUCAAAAUAACAGAAGAUUUAGAAGAAAAAUCAAAUAUUGGAACAGUUUCAACGAUAUCUUCGGUUUCGGUAUCGUUAUCAACGAAAAGGAAAACUGAUAUCGAUGAUAAUGAAAUAACAGAAGAUAUUGAAGAUGAAGAAAACAAUGAAAAAGCAUCUACAAUAUUCCUAGCAACAGAAACGGGGAAAUUAUCGAGUUCAACUGAUGGAAAUUCGUUUCCAGUGCAUAAAGAUGGAAAAACUACUGUCAGUAUUAUCAAAAUACCAGAAAAUUUAGAAGAAAAAUCAAAAAUUGGAACAGUUUCAACGAUAUCUUCGAAUUCGGUAUCGUUAUCAACGAAAAGGAAAACUGAUAUCGAUGAUAAUGAAAUAACAGAAGAUAUUGAAGAUGAAGAAAACAAUGAAAAAGCAUCUACAGUAUCCCUAGCAACAGAAACGAUGAAAUUGACGAGUUCAACAGAUGGAAAUUCGUUUCCAGUAGAUACAGAUGGAAAAACUAGUGACAGUAUUAUCAAAAUACCAGAAGAUUUAGAAGAAAAAUCAAGUAUUGGAACAGUUUCAACGAUAUCUUCGAAUUCGGUAUCGUUUUCAACGGAAAAAGAAACAGUUAUCGAUGAUAGUGGAAUAACAGAAGAUACAGAAGAUGAAGAAAACAAUAAAAAAGCAUCUACAAUAUCACUAGCAACAGAAACGGGAAAAUUAACGAGUUCAACAGAUGGAAAUUCGUUUCCAGUAGAUACAGAUGGAAAAACUACUGUCAGUAUUAUCAAAAUACCAGAAGAUUUAGAAGAAAAAACAAAUAGUGAUGCAGUAUCUACAAAAACAGAAGCUACACUAAAAAAGACAGAAACUACUGAUAGUUUUAUGGAAAUACCAGAGGAAUUACAUCAAAGAACAAGCUUCAAAUUAUCAAAAUCAACAACAACUACUCCCACUGUCGCAAAAACAUCAGAAGAAGUACAAGAAGAAACCAGCACUGAAUUAGUAUCUACAGAAUCCCCCAAAAUAACAGCUACGUUAAACGUAACCACUACGAGUGUUACGAAAAUACCAGAAGGAUUAGAAAAAACGACAAGCAGUGAAUCUGUUGAAACUACUAUAAGAGAAGAUAAACAAGAAGAAAUAAGUAGCGGAUGGUCAAAAUCUACGUCUGAAGCUAUACCAAAAUUAUCGUAUUCAACAGAAUCGAAUACAAGAAAGGAAAUAACAGAAAUAACUAUAAAUAUCAAAGAUACGAUUAUAGAAACUAAAGAAACAGACGCAACAAUUAUUAAUAUCGAAACAACAAAAGAAAAAUUGAAAGAGGAGUCAGAAGUAACAAGUACGAGUACGAUAGAAAUAUCAACUGAAGGAUUUAGCGAUAACGAUGAUAAAGAAAAAACGGAGGAGCUGGAAAAGCUACCGAGUAGCGUUCCGGAAACUGAAUAUACCGAAUUAGUCGAAGAAGUAGAUACAGACGAAAGUACUACCGAUAAAAAUACAGAUACCACAGACGCGACUGACACAAAAUUUAGAAAAGGAUUAGAAAUAUUGGAUAUAAUCAAAAAAAUAAUCCACAAUCUGCGAAGAAUGACGCUUGGAACAACGAAAAAGAUAAAAGACGUUUCGGAAGGAAUUAACGACGAUGUAGAAGAUACAAAAACGACAAGAGACGAAGCUACAGAUGUUAAUGAAGUUACUACUCCGAAGGAAAUUUCAAUUACAAAGAUCAUAGAUAAAGAAGGUAGCGGUGGAGGAACUAUAACAGAUGACGAAGAUAACGGCGACGACGAUGACGAUUAUGGAUAUUACAGUGGAAAUGGUGACAACGAUAAAGGGGAUAAUGCACCCAAUAGACCAGAACUACCAUCAGAAGACGAUAAACGCGUUAUCAAACUUCCCAUAAAAGCCGAAGAUGAAGACGAUAAAAACGACGAAGACAAUUAUAAUUAUGGCGAUGAAGAUGAUUACGGAGAAAACGACGAUUACGAUGAUGAUUAUAACGAUGAUAAUUACGAUGAUUACGAAUCGAAAGAAAAUGACGAAAUCGAUAAUGAUAACGAAAAAAUCUGAGAAAUAAAUUACGUUUUGUGUAUGUAAUUAGAUGUUAAUUUCAUUUUUUUUUUUUAAAUAUACUUGUGGAAUUCGUUUUUUGUUGUAAUUUUGUAUUUAUCCGGGUUAAAAUUUAUGGUAAUUCUUUUCAGAAUGUUUCUUUAUAGCGAACGGAUCCUUGGAUUGUACAACGAUCUAAAAAGUAUAGG